UUGAAGAAAUUCACACCAAAACCUUGUUGCUCACAAUCUCUCCUCUCCUCUCCUCUCUCUCUCUCUCUCUGCGUCUGAAACACCUUGGAUCAAAACCCCAUUUAAUUUGCUUCCUUCCUAAAAACUAGAGCAAGCCAUGGAACCCCAUCGUUUCGAUGCUACUGCCCUGGUCCUGGCCGCCUUCGUCAUCAUCACCCUUGCCGCAGCUUCCCCGGCAGUAUCAAACACCACCUCAUCAUCAUCAUCUCGUCUGCGUCCCAAGGGGUACGUCUUCCCCUUCAUCGUCGUCCAACAUGCCGGCGGUGACCACACGCAAACAUUCCAGAUCGGCAACCAACCUGAUAACCAGACGACCAUCCCGGUCAAUGGAGGCCCGACCUUUUUCGUGGCCAAAUUCAGCUUGGGGAAUCCCCCGCAGCCGCAGAAAGCCCUCAUCGACUCUGGCAGCAGCCUAACAUGGCUCUACUGUCAAAGAGAUGCCGAUUCCGAGUACAAGAAGGGAAUGAAUCCCAGCUUCCGCCUUUUCAAAUCCAGCACAUUCCGGUACGUGGCCUGCAAUCACCCGGUGUGUGCUGAUAGUUUCCACAGCGAUUGCCACGAUUCGCGGUGCAUCUUCAUGGCGUCCUAUCAUGCCAAAGGUGAAGACGCUGUCGGCUACGUCAGUAUCGAUACCCUCAAGGUCAAUAGACCGAAAGAGGGCACCAAGGAGCUCAACUUCACCUUCGGGUGCAACGUCGGGACACCCAGCGGACUCCGUGAGAUGGGCUUCGACGGUAUCCUCGGGGUCGGCCCGGAAAAGACCUCCAUUGUUUCCCAGCUUGGAGGAGGUCCCUUGGCCAUGUGCUUCGGCCCCCUGGACGCUAAAGACUACAGGGCCAACUAUUUGGCUGUCGGCGAGGGAGUGGAGCUGGGAUGGAAUCCAGCCCCCAUGAGUUUUGGCACCGGCAUGCACUACUACGUCCGAGUGGUGUCCGUCUUCCUCGGCCAAACGGAAAUCAAGGCCGAGAUUAAUGGCGGGGCCGGGGACGGCAUAGCCUCCGUGGACAGCGGAUCUAGCUCAACGGUCGUGCCAGAUUAUGCCUACACGGACAUCAAGGAUGAGAUCAAGUUGCUGCUUGACGCUGCCGGGGCUGAGCCAGCGUCGAUCGGCCCGAACGAGCUCUGCUACCUGGGAAGGCCCGACAUGCUUCUGAAGGCGGCCGCCACGACGAAAACGUUCCCGUCGCUCUUUAUCAACCUCGAGGGCGGGUCCAGGUUCGAGCUGCCCAUCGAGAGCCUUUUCCAGGUCUCGGAUGACGGCAAACACUACUGCUUGUGGCUGAUUCGAAGCUCGUACAUUCCAGCUCUCAAGGGCGACUCGACAUUGUUGAUCGGUAUAAACGCGUUUCAAUUUCACCGCGUAGUCUUCGACUCCGAAAGGAAGCAAAUGUCCGUGGAGCAGAUGGCCUGUCGACUAUGACGACGUGAUGGAGUUACUUAAAACAAGCAGUUUUUGACUCACGCAAAAAAAUAACCAUACCAAUUUAUAUUCGAGUUACGCAUUAGUAUAAAAAAAAAUCCAAGUUCUACAAAUACUCUAAACAUUUGGAUCGAUUUGGAGAAUAAGAAAAUCCAAUCCGUUAA
Linum trigynum is the source of this 1623-nucleotide messenger RNA. The record is from the annotation of a GenBank genome assembly. Lineage: Eukaryota; Viridiplantae; Streptophyta; Magnoliopsida; Malpighiales; Linaceae.